This is a messenger RNA of Aspergillus niger, 609 nucleotides long. RefSeq lists its product as hypothetical. The transcript is spliced from 4 exons. Bases 1 to 609 code for a protein of 202 amino acids. NCBI's taxonomy places the organism in Eukaryota, Fungi, Ascomycota, Eurotiomycetes, Eurotiales, Aspergillaceae. The record is from RefSeq and is a predicted model, not a curated record.
AUGCCUCACGAGCCCGCCAAUCAGUGUGCCUGUCACCGGGGAAUGACCCAUCCAGAGGCUCCAUUUUCACCGCUAGAUCCACUGCAGCAGCGUCCACAAGGCUGCCUUGUUUCUGUCCGCUUGAGCUGUCAGCUCUGGGGCAUUCCAGACAAUUUCCAGAAUUCUUCCCACGAAGCGACAGCACGGGAGGUGUUUUCCCAAGUGUUAGUCUCAGCUAGUGCCGAUCUCCACCAUGGUCUGUCUCUCUCUCUUUCCCCUCCCCAGGCUACCGCGAACCGGAGAGAACACACUCACGGAUUGCUUAUAAUAGCAACCGCGGAAGGCGAUGCGCUGCGGAUGGUGUUGAAUGCGAGACCAACACAACAGCGACUGACACAGAGAGCCCGUCUCAGACGGCCUUCCCAAUUGGGACGCCGCCCAAUGGCCCACUUGAGGCUCUUGAGCUCGACCAAUGACAUCAUGGCCCUUCACGUGCCCCGUGCCAAGAGGGCUGGCCGGCACGCGCUUCCGAGCACAAGGAGAAUGGGAAUUCCUACUGGGAAGCAUACGGGCAAGAACCAUGCUGCGACGAGUCUUGCUCCGAAGACCGUCCUUUUCUUCAUUAUCUAG